Molecule: messenger RNA, 847 nt
Organism: Piliocolobus tephrosceles (Ugandan red Colobus)
Lineage: Eukaryota; Metazoa; Chordata; Mammalia; Primates; Cercopithecidae
Gene: SERHL2
Product: serine hydrolase like 2
Exons: 7
Coding region: 132-575 (147 amino acids)
Cellular component (GO): membrane
Source: RefSeq, a predicted model, not a curated record
GCGUGGCCUGCAUGGGGCGGGGCGGGGCGGGAGAGACUAGAGGCAGGGCCUGGAAGUGCGGGCGUCUCUCCCCUCCGGCGACUGAGCCAGGUGUGAGGGAGUAACGGCCGCGCAUUCGCGGGAAAAGAGCGAUGGGUGAGAACGCCGCACCAGGUCUGAUCUCUGAGCUGAAGCUGGCUGUGCCCUGGGGCCACAUCGCAGCCAAAGCCUGGGGCUCUCUGCAGGGCCCUCCAGUUCUCUGCCUGCACGGCUGGCUGGACAAUGCCAACUCCUUCGACAGACUCAUCCCUCUUCUCCCGCAAGACUUUUAUUACGUUGCCAUGGAUUUCGGAGGUCAUGGGCUCUCGUCCCAUUACAGCCCAGGUGUCCCAUAUUACCAACAGACUUUUGUGAGUGAGAUCCGAAGAGUUGUGGCAGACUUGAAAUGGAAUCGAUUCUCCAUUCUGGGCCACAGCUUCGGUGGCAUUGUGGGCGGAAUGUUUUCCUGUAUGUUCCCCGAGAUGGUGAAUAAACUUAUCUUGUUGGACUCGCCACUACUUCUCCUGGAAUCGAAUGCAAGACCAGGCUGGCUGUGACUGAGACGAAGCAGACUCGUUCAGAAUCGCGGGGCUGACUAGCCAGGGCUGGGUCUGUGCCCUUUGCCGAGAGGGGCUCAGCGAGAGCAGAGGGCAGGGCUGGGAGGGGCGGAGGCCUGGUCUGCAGCCUGGAUCCCUGCCCACCCAGCCAGCUGUGCCUCCUUAGGAAGUGGAGAACUUGCUGACCUACAAGCGGAGAGCCAUAGAGCACAUGCUGCAGGUAGAGGCCUCCCAGGAGCCCUCGAGCGUGUUAAGCCUGAAGCAGCUGCUGC